Messenger RNA from Daucus carota subsp. sativus, 1480 nucleotides. RefSeq lists its product as uncharacterized. The record is from RefSeq and is a predicted model, not a curated record. Bases 159 to 1154 code for a protein of 331 amino acids. Lineage: Eukaryota; Viridiplantae; Streptophyta; Magnoliopsida; Apiales; Apiaceae. The transcript has 2 exons.
UACAAUAUAAUUUGGUACCCAGACACGAAAACAUCUCCGAAUUUUUUGCCACUCCCUCCUUGAACCCCUUCACAAAUUUAAGUUUUAUUUUUAUCAACCCAUUUUUCUUCUCUUUCUCCCACCUAUUCAACAAUUCAAUACUUGCCAGGUGUUAUAUAAUGGCAAAAGUUAACAGUGUUGGCAGAAAUUCUGGCUCCCGGCGUAAUAGAAGCACCUCGAGUCCAUUAGGGUCAUGCUGUCCGAAUGGUUUGAAAGACAUCAACAAGAAGGAGCAAAUUACUGCAUCAGAGAAGAUAGAAUGGGGCGAUGCUGUUUGUUCAGUUUGUCUGGAAUAUCCUCACAAUGCAGUUCUUCUCCUUUGUUCCUCCUACCACAAAGGUUGUCGCCCUUAUAUGUGCUCAACUAGCUGCAGAUAUUCCAACUGUCUUGACCAAUACAAGAAGGCGUAUACUAAAGUGAACCUCACUGAGCGUUCAUUUUCAAUGCACGGGUCAAUAGAUGAAUCAAACUUAACCGUAGGGCUGGAUUGGUCUGAUGAGAAGAGGGAAAUAUCUGAACUUUUAUGCCCGCUUUGUCGGGGGCAGGUAAAAGGUUGGACUGUUGUUGAACCAGCUCGCAAGUAUCUGAACAAGAAGAAAAGGGCCUGCAUGGAAGAUAAGUGCUCAUUUGUUGGAAGUUACAAGGAACUGAGGAAGCACGUAAAGGCAGAGCAUCCGUCGGCACGGCCCCGAGAAGUGGACCCUUCACUUGCAGAAAAUUGGAAAAAGCUAGAGAACGAGAGAGAUCAAAAUGAUGUGAUGAGCACAAUCAGGUCAUCCAUGCCUGGUGCAAUUAUAAGGGGUGACUAUGUAAUUGAAGGUAACCAUCAUGGCUAUAUUGAUCCAAGCGAUGUUUACUUUAGCUUGGGAUCAUUUAGUAAUGACGAGGAUGAUGAUUCUGAUCUUGAAGAAAAUCUUGUGCGUGAGGGUUAUUAUUCUUCAUUUGACGAUGAGAGAUUUUAUACCCGUUCCGUGGCUUCAUCUGGACGCAUCAACAAUUCUAGCAGGCGCGUUGGUCGCCGCCCCAGCAGAAUGUUGUUGGGGGUUUCAAGGAGGCAACGAAGGCGUGGACCAAGUGAUGAAAGAGUUACCUACAGAGAGCGAGAAAUUGACUAGUAGGUACGCAACAAACCAGUAGUUGUGCAUUGGUUUUCUUUGAUGGCACAUUAUCAAAAACCAUCUGUUUUCUUUGUAGUCUAGUUCCACGAUUGCAUAACAGGGUCGUUAUAGUUGUAAUUUGUCAAAAUGCAGCUUUGCCACUUAGCCAGCAAAUUUAUAGGUUAAGCUAAGCAAUAUUGAAAGUUUUUCCCUUGUGCCUUACCAUUAGCUAUAUGAAAGAAGAUAAUUUAGUGUCGGUACACUCAUUGCUUCUUUUCCUUCAAGAGAUCAUUGUUGAAACAGUAGAUGCAUAUUUGUAUAUUAACUCUUGAAUCUUGGAUCUA